AUGGUGCGCAUCGUGGUGCCCGGAAUCGCCAAUGUCGAGGUGAAAACCGCCCAGGUGGCGGUCGAGCUGGCAGCCAAGCUCCAGGGCCACGACAUGGACGGAUUUGUGCUGGCCACACAGCCGCCGCUGUCGCCCCCGCAGGCCAUGAUGCUCCAGCACCAGGCCAUGAUGCACCACCAGAUGCAGAUGGGCAUGCAUCACCCCAUGGCUGUGCCCGGGGUGCACUACAACCAGUACGCCGCCUACCCCCAAUCGCCGCAACCCUACCCCGGGGCACCUCCCCAGUACAUGGGCUACAUGCCGCAGUACGUGCCCUUUUACCCCGGCUCGCCCCCCAUGACCGACACCUAUCUUGCAUCGUCCAACGUCCCCGACAACACCGCCUCCCAAACAGCAUCGCCCUCCGCCAACUCUGUAGCGUCGUCAGGCGCCUCCUCUCUUACUAACUCCCCCAUGCCAUACUAUGUGGCGCCCGUCGCUCCCGAUUGGACCCAAACCUCGCCCGUGUACAGCAUGCCUAUGAGUCCCGGCUUCAUGCAGUACGGCCAUGUGCCGCGGAUGCGUCGCUUUGGUGGCUACGGCGGCUACGGCGGCUACAACGGCAGCUACGGUGGCGGAUACAAGCCGCGAGUCAUGAACUUUUCGGAUACUCCGAUAGACAAGCAGCGGCUGUUUGUGGGCAACAUUCCGUUUGCUACCACAUGGUACGAGCUCAAGGCGUAUCUGGGCAGCUGUGGCCCCGUGUCCCAUGUUGAGAUCCAGACCAACGAUGUGGGUGACAGCCUGGGAUUUGCAUUGGUCACGUUUCAAGACGAAGAGACGGCCAGUAAGGCGAUUGAGCUGUUCGAUGGAAAAAUGUUUGAGGGCCGGGCACUCAAGGUGCAUUACGACCGGGUGCCUCCCCGGAAGACUUACCACCAGCAUCAGAAUAAUCAUCAUAAUAACCACAGCAGCAACAACCACAACCACAAUUCCGGCAGCAACCACGGCGGUGCUCCUGCAUCGGGCUCUCUGGGCUCUUCUCCUGCACCGGCCGUCGCUGCCAAUGGCUACAACAGAUACAAGGGCUUCAAGCCAUUUGUUCCUGGUGAUGCGGGAAGCCAAGCAUGA
Molecule: messenger RNA, 1110 nt
Organism: Yarrowia lipolytica CLIB122
Lineage: Eukaryota; Fungi; Ascomycota; Dipodascomycetes; Dipodascales
Cellular component (GO): ribonucleoprotein complex; cytoplasm; nucleus
Molecular function (GO): mRNA binding
Source: RefSeq, a predicted model, not a curated record